Molecule: messenger RNA, 2075 nt
Organism: Grus americana (Whooping crane)
Lineage: Eukaryota; Metazoa; Chordata; Aves; Gruiformes; Gruidae
Gene: STARD5
Product: StAR related lipid transfer domain containing 5
Exons: 6
Coding region: 69-701 (210 amino acids)
Molecular function (GO): lipid binding
Source: RefSeq, a predicted model, not a curated record
CCCACGGGGGCGGUGCGGCCCGGCGCCCUCAUAGGCGGUGGCGAGCGGCGGCUCCGCCCUGCCCGGCCAUGGACUACGCGGGGCUCGCCGAGACGGCGGCCGAGAAGAUGGCGCUCUACCGGCGGGACCCCGGCGGCUGGCGGGGCUGCCGGCGCACGAGCGAGGUUUCGGUGUCUUGGAGACCUUCCGCGGAGUUCGCCGGCAACGUGUACAGGGGAGAGGGGAUCCUGCCUGCCAGCCCCCAGGACGUCUGGGAAUGCAUAAAGCCGGUGGCCGGCGGGUCCAGGACCAAGUGGGACCAAAACGUGAAGGACUUUGAGGUCGUCGAAGUCGUCAGCGAUACUGUCUCUGUAUGCAGAACCACAACUCCUUCAGCUUUCAUGAGGAUUAUUUCACCAAGAGAAUUUGUGGAUGUGGUACUAAUGAAACAAUAUGAAGAUGGUACGAUGCUAUCUGCUGCCACCAACGUGGAACACCCACUGUGUCCUCCUCAACCAAAUUUUGUGAGAGGUUUUAAUUAUCCCUGUGGCUGUUUCUGUACACCUCUUCCAGGGGAGCCAGACAGAACUCAACUCCUCAGUUUCUUUCAGACUGAUCUUGGUGGGUAUCUUCCCCAGACGGUGGUGGAUUCUUUCUUUCCAGCCAGCAUAGCUGGGUUUUACAGCAACCUGACCAAAGCUGUUAAGGCAUUAAGAGCCUGACAAGACCAAUUGCUGACAUCACCAGCUGAGGGUAGGAAAAAGCCUGGCAGCUUGAGGAUAGCAAUAGGAAGUUGGCCUUACAGGACUUUACUACCAGCAGAGAUACUUAUGAAAGAUGAAAGGGGAACAAUGGAUUGAGUAAAGUAAAUUUUUAAACCAGCAUUUUCUACCUGUCUCUAUGCAAAGCAAUGCAUUCUUUUCUGAUAUGCUAUCCUUCAUUUUCAUAAUUAGAAAAGUAUCACACCAGAGGCUGAAAGGAUCCUAGAGGCAGCACUGGGGGCUGUGUGCGGGAAGAAGAUGCACAUACUAGAUCUGUUCUUGGCCACACUUUGUCAGCAUCUGUGAGGAGGAUCUUUGCUAAAAUCCACUUAGCACUACAGCAUUAGCCAGGUGCAGGUCACCCCUGUUUUGUGUGUGAAGCUCCCCAUAGACUCCCAUGGAAGAACGUUCCUACCCCAAAAUAAGAGGCAGCUCUUUUGCUGUCAGCACUCAUAGAGCUACUGAGCUGCUUCAGUGGGUCCAAGCCAACAAAUGGUAAAAGCCAGAACAAAUUGGAUUUGUGUGGAGGAUCCCAGCUGUUUGUUCCAGCGGACUUCAGUACUAAUGGUAAAUAUGCCUUAAGUGCUUUUUUCCUAAAUUGACAUCUAGCAGUACAAAUCAAUUCAUAGGUCUGUGGGUUAGAAAAUAGACACUCUUCCUUCCUCCCUUCUGUACCAAACCCAGUGAUUUCCACAAUGUCAUGCAACAAAUUGCACUGACAUAGUGGCAAUAAAGACAGACAAUGGAGCACUUUACUUGCCAUUUUUUGAACUGCACUUGAAAUGACCAUUUUAACUGCACUUGAACAUUUUUCGGUCUCUUGUGGUGAGAUGUUUUAACGGGUAAAUAAUCUUUUCUAUAGUUUAGUCUUGACUUGACAGGUCAUAAGGACAUUGCUUUUUCUCUAAGACUGGUUUGCCUCACAGUACUAUCUUGGGAAAUUGGCUUCUGAUCUUGUGUGCAGUGAUGCAUCCAGCUUUAGAAAAUAUUUAUGGUGCUGGUUACUGCAGGAAUGUCAGACAUUACUAUAGAUUACGUAUUAUUACAAAAGAAAAACUAAUUGCUGAAUUAGGAAUUUAAAUGCAGGUUGUGAUUUUAACGCUGUAACUCAAUUAUUUAACUAGGUUAAUAUGAUCUGCUUUCUGUCCUUGUAUUUGUUUUAUAUUUAGUAUAGGACUUUAUAUUUAGUACAGAACUUGCACACAAAGUUUCCCACUAUAAAUCUCACAUUAUGGAAUAGAUUUUUUUCAAGGAAUCAGUUUUUAAUCUAGUCUCCUUUGUGUACAAAGAUGUAAAACCUUGUAUGAGUGUAAUGUAAUAAAUAUUUUUCCACUA